Messenger RNA from Octodon degus (degu), 1483 nucleotides. It is a transcript of the gene Rnf25, whose product is annotated as ring finger protein 25. Gene Ontology annotation, cellular component: nucleus. Gene Ontology annotation, biological process: protein ubiquitination. The transcript is spliced from 10 exons. Gene Ontology annotation, molecular function: ubiquitin protein ligase activity; protein binding. The record is from RefSeq and is a predicted model, not a curated record. Lineage: Eukaryota; Metazoa; Chordata; Mammalia; Rodentia; Octodontidae. The coding region runs from base 27 to 1421 and encodes 464 amino acids.
GGUUCCGGCUGCCGGCGGGAGGAGACAUGGCGGCGUGUGCGUCGGCACCUGCCGGGGAGGAGGACUGGGUCCUUCCCUCUGAAGUUGAAGUGUUAGAGUCCAUCUAUCUGGAUGAACUACAGGUGAUUAAAGGAAAUGGCAGAUCUUCACCGUGGGAGAUCUUCAUCACUCUGCAUCCUGCUACUGCAGAGGACCAGGAUUCACAGUAUGUCUGCUUUACUUUGGUGCUUCAAGUCCCAGUACAGUAUCCCCAUGAGGUGCCACAGAUCUCUAUCCGGAACCCCCGAGGCCUCUCUGAUGAACAGAUCCACAAAAUCUCACAGACACUGGGCCACAUGGCCAAGGCAGGGCUGGGUACUGCCAUGCUCUAUGAACUCAUUGAGAAAGGGAAGGAAAUUCUUACAGAUAACAACAUCCCCCAUGGCCAGUGUGUCAUCUGCCUCUAUGGUUUCCAGGAGAAGGAAGCCUUUACCAAAACACUGUGUUACCACUAUUUCCACUGCCACUGCCUUGCUCGGUAUAUCCAGCACAUGGAGCAAGAGCUGAAAGCUCAAGGACAGGAACAAGAACAGGAACGGCACCACGCUGCCACCAAAGAGGAGGCAGUUGGUGUGCAUUGUCCAGUGUGCAGAGAGCCCCUCGUGUAUGAUCUUGAGUCACUGAAAGCAGCCCCUGAACCCGAACAGCCCAUGGAGCUCUAUCAACCGAGUGCAGAAAGCUUGCGCCAGCAGGAAGAGCUCAAGCAGCUCUACCAGAGGCAGCAGGAGAGGGGUGGCAUCAUUGACCUUGAAGCUGAGCGGAAGCGGUAUUUCAUCAGCCUUCAGCAGGCAUCUGCCUCCCUGGAACCUGAGGCAGCGGUAGAUGUCUCCAGAGGAGCCCACCCACCACCUGAUGCCCUUGCCACAGAACAGUCUACUUCACCAGCUGCCCAGCCCACGCUGCCAGCUCCUUUGCCUGUGGCUACCCAGUAUAUGUGUGAGAAGAUUCCAGGGACUGAGCCAAAUGAGCAGAACUUGGGUGAGACUAAGAAAACCAUGCUAGAUCCCCCUCAGGCCAAUCAAGGGUCCUGGCAACAGCCCAAUCGGAGGUACCUGAAGGGAGGGGAGUUCUCUGCCACCAGAGGUGCCAGUGAUACCCGAGAACUGCCAGUUUCAGAGAGGUCUGUCAAGGAGCCUGUCAACCUGAAUCUGGAACCCCAAAAUCAAGAGGUUGAAGGUCUUCCCCAAGAAAAAGGACCUGGCAGCAGGCAGGGCCCUCCACCCCGAAGGACUCGCGACUGUGCUCGACGGGGGCGCUCCAAAGGCCGGACACCAGGUUCUUCUUACCCCCGCCUUCCUCGGGGCCAGGGAGCAUACCGGCCUGGCGCUCGGCCUGCUACUCGGAAGGACCCCCUAGGUCUGGAGCCUGAGGAUGGUUCCUAGCAGUACUGUAGGGGGGAAAGGGAAUUGGGGCUGGGAGGGGAACAAUAAAGACAUUUGGCCUU